Macadamia integrifolia is the source of this 1583-nucleotide messenger RNA. Its product is annotated as bifunctional aspartokinase/homoserine dehydrogenase 1. Gene Ontology annotation, biological process: aspartate family amino acid biosynthetic process. Gene Ontology annotation, molecular function: NADP binding; homoserine dehydrogenase activity; aspartate kinase activity. NCBI's taxonomy places the organism in Eukaryota, Viridiplantae, Streptophyta, Magnoliopsida, Proteales, Proteaceae. The record is from RefSeq and is a predicted model, not a curated record. The transcript is spliced from 13 exons. The coding region runs from base 315 to 1256 and encodes 313 amino acids.
GAGAGAGAGAGAGAGAGAGAGAGGGAGAGAGAGAGAGAGAAUGAAGAGCAUUCCACUACUUCUGAUGGGCUGUGGAGGAGUUGGGCGCCAGCUCCUUCAACACAUCGUGAGUUGCAGAAAUCUCCACGCCAAGCAGGUUAAAUGCCAGGGUUCGAGUUUUGAAGGCAGCCAAUAUCAAAGGUUUGCGCCGGCUCCAAACUUAUAGGCAGGACCAACUCUAGGGAGUGCUUCUGCGUGUUGUGGGUGUAUGCGAUAGCAAAUCCCUGCUUGUUGCAACUGAUGUGUUCACAAAAGACUUAAAUGACUCCUCCUUGAUGGAAAUUUGCCGGGUUAAGUCAUCCGGUUCUUCUUUGUCAAUGCUGAAUGGGUUAGGCGAAUUCCAAAUUUUCAUGGACAUGGAAUCAACAAGAAAAGCUGUAGAAAUUGCGGGACGUCUGAGCAGAACGACUGGUUUGGCAGUUGUUGAUUGCUCUGCCAGUUCUGAGGCCAUUGAGGCGCUAAAGCAGUUUAUUGAUAUUGGCUGCUGUGUUGUGCUGGCGAAUAAGAAACCUCUUACAUCUUCCAUGGAGGAUUUUGAGAAAUUGUUCUCACAUCCACGUCGCAUCCGACAUGAAUCAACUGUUGGUGCCGGCCUUCCCGUCAUAACAUCUCUAAACCGCAUACUUGCAUCUGGGGACCCCAUCUAUCGUAUUAUUGGGAGUUUGAGUGGUACACUUGGGUAUGUUAUGAGUGAACUAGAGGAUGGGAAACCAUUCAGCCAAGUUGUGAAGGCUGCGAAAUCUCUCGGUUAUACUGAACCAGAUCCACGUGAUGACCUUGGUGGAAUGGAUGUUGCGAGAAAGGGUUUGAUCCUUUCUCGACUUCUUGGAUGGCGACUUAACUUGGACGACAUUAAGGUUGAAAGCUUGUAUCCAGAUGAAAUGGUGCCUGAUAAAAUGUCCCUGGAAGAUUUCAUUGCUAAUGGGCUUCCAUUGCUUGAUAAAAAUAUUGAGGAGAGAGUUAAACUGGCUUCUUCAAAAGGAAACACUCUCCGUUAUGUCUGUUCGAUUGAGGGAAUGAGGUGUCAUGUUGGUGUUCAAGAGCUGCCUAAAAACUCUGCUUUGGGGAGAUUGAGAGGAAGUGACAAUGUGUUGGAGAUUUAUAGCAGGUGUUAUAAAGACUAUCCAUUGGUCAUUCAAGGUGCUGGGGCAGGCAAUGACACUACUGCAGCUGGAGUUCUUGCUGAUAUCAUUGAUCUUCAGGAUCUCUUUUCUUGAUAAGGAGCUCUCUUUUUUCUUGUAGGAUCUUUGAUGAUUGUGUAGGUCAGUAGGUGGGAGAGAGACAUUUUUUUAAACUUGAGACAACUAAGAAAGAGGCAUCUGUUAUCUGACUGUGGUCCUUUGGCGUGUGAGGCUAUUGAAUCUUUGAGGCAAAUAUCCGCUGGUGAUACGAUCUGCACCUGCAAGGAAGAAGAGAACCAAUGAACCAAUAAAAAUCUCCCACUUCAGGGGGAGAUCCUCUGCGAUAAUGCCAAGAGUUGUAUUGAAAAUUUUGAUCAUCUCCCAAUAGCUAAUUCCAAAGUAUAUAUAACGAUUACAACUCCA